Messenger RNA from Cajanus cajan (pigeon pea), 722 nucleotides. RefSeq names its product BET1P/SFT1P-like protein 14A (gene BS14A). Lineage: Eukaryota; Viridiplantae; Streptophyta; Magnoliopsida; Fabales; Fabaceae. The record is from RefSeq and is a predicted model, not a curated record.
GUGAUGAUAAACACUCCUCAUUCCUUAAGCGCUGGCUCGCACCCUAUAAUAUAUAAACCCCACCGUCAAUUUCUUCCUCCUCCUUCUCUUUUGUGUUCACCUCUGCUCAGUUACCAACCACGAUCAAAGUCCUCGCUUCCCGUCCACAGUGAUUGGACGAUCUCGUGAGCCAUGAAUGCUAGACGAGACAACCGUAACAAUAGAGUUUCCCUUUUUGAUGGUAUCGAGGAGGGUGGCAUCAGAGCAUCAUCUCUUUACUCCUCUUCCCACGAAAUUGAUGAACACGAUAAUGAGCAGGCAUUGGAUGGAUUGCAAGAUAGAGUCAGUCUGCUGAAAAGAUUAUCAGGUGAUAUAAAUGAGGAGGUGGAUAGCCAUAACCGCAUGCUGGAUCGAAUGGGGAAUGAUAUGGAUUCAUCAAGAGGAGUCCUUUCGGGCACCAUGGACAAAUUUAAAAUGGUAUUCGAGACCAAAUCCAGCCGGAGAAUGUUUACACUUGUAGCAUCUUUUGUGGUGCUUUUUCUUAUAAUAUACUACCUCACUAGGUAACUUGAUCUUUCAUUCAACUAUCAGCUUUACGUUUGAUCCGAGAGGAAGCUAUUUACUCUAUUACUGUAAUUAAUGCUACUGCUACCCCUGUAAGAUAUUAUGUAUCAAGGUUUGAUGUUUCAAACAGGUAUUGAAUUCAAUCCAACGAGUAAUGUCCAUAUCCGAUUUGCGGUAUA